Pieris brassicae (large cabbage white) is the source of this 3008-nucleotide messenger RNA. RefSeq names its product WD repeat-containing protein CG11141. The coding region runs from base 146 to 2218 and encodes 690 amino acids. The transcript has 10 exons. Gene Ontology annotation, molecular function: protein binding. Lineage: Eukaryota; Metazoa; Arthropoda; Insecta; Lepidoptera; Pieridae. The record is from RefSeq and is a predicted model, not a curated record.
AAAAAUCAGUUUAGUUUAGACUUUAAUUACGAAUUUUCCUAUUAUUUUCUAAUUGGAAGUCAAAAUUUGAUAAAUUUCUGUUUAUAUAAAACAUGCAUUUAAUACGGCAUAGAAUAUGAACCCAUCGUAAAGCCAGGGAGAAAAAAUGGAAGUUACAAGUGGUGCAGAGGAAGGUUUUGUACGAGAAUGGACACCUUGUUCACAUAUUUUGAGCUUGAUACCACCAAAAAUCCAAAAUGGAAUAUUUUCUAAUGAACUGUGCUUGACCUGUGUUGAUGCUGUUAGUGAAUAUAUAGCUUUAGGAACGAAUGUUGGACUGGUGUAUUGGUAUGAUAGGAAAAAAGGCAAUAUACAACGGCUUCGCUGUGAGGCUUCUACAUCCCCCAUAACUUUUGUAAAGAUAGUAAGCACAGUGGAUUAUAUGGUUGGAGCAGGUAAUGCAACAGGACAAGUUACAGUAUUUCAAAUUCCUAAAGAGCAUCCUGAAAAUGUUCCUGAUACUUUUAAGCCUAAAGUAGAACCCAAAGUUGAAAGGUAUACUAUUGGAGACCUACAUAAAAGUAAAAUAACUUCAAUUGAAUGGUCUAAAAAUGGAAUGAGACUGUUUUCUGGUGACAAAGAUGGUGUAAUUAUUAUGACUGAAAUUGAUUUUUACAUGCACUUAUGCAAGUCAAUGGAGAUAGUGAAUGAACAACAUGAGAUCGUACAAAUGAGUUACUAUCAAAACACUUUAUUAGUGUCAAGCAAGUACCGCAGCAUAGUGUGUGAACGACGAGACAACCGGUGGCACGUCAGCCAACUGGGCAAAAAAGAAAGAAAAAGUUUGUGCUCCUUGGGUGCGGUUUUCCAGUACUCAUAUGCGCAGGGCGGAGCUGCAAACGCAUACUGCGCACGCGCAGGUCUGAGGCUUUGGCGAGCCGAUCGGGCCGGAAAUGUUCUUCAGACAUUGUUAUUCAAGGAAGCCAUCUCCAACCCUCUAACAGUGGCAGAGCUCCUGAACCCGUCUCAAAAGAAGCACAGUCAUGCGGAGCAGGAGUACAACUUUGGUCCCUUACACGUGUUCCGCGAACAUUUUUUGGUCUCGCACAACGAACACUUCCUCUAUGUCUUGGACCCGAGGUCGCUCACUGCCGUGGCUGUCGUUGACGACCUUAGACGUAUCCUGUCGGUAUCCGUGAACAAGGAAGAAAUUUUCAUCCUGGAAGGGGAGAGGUCUCUAGUGCGUCUGGCACAUAAGCCGGAGCCAGCGACGCUUGCGCAAGACGAGCCGAUAAUGUCCAAAUCGCUCACAACGCUCCAGCAAGCGGUGAAUACAGUAUAUGACCUCACACACAUCGACCAAGCAGUGCCCUACGUCACAAGCGUUCUUGAACAGCCUAUAGCCAUGUUCACGCGCAACGAGACUAUAGACAACGUACCGAACGGAGAAGAAUGUUUCGAACUCCCGCCAAUAAAACAUCUACCGCGUGACAUAUCUGACAAUGUUUUAGAAUCUAUUAUAAACGAGUUUAGGGACGUGUCAAGUGAUGUAGAAGAAAUCAGACGGGUUAAAUCUGAGGAACUGCAAAGGAAGUUGAAGUUGUAUAAUAGCAUAAUGGAGAAAAAGUAUGAUGAUGAGCUGAUACACAGUAGACGCAGUCGGAGGAGGGAUGCAGGGUCCGGUGGCAGUACCCCAAGGUUGAUGACCCCAGUACGAAGUCGGUCUAGGAGCAGAGAUGUCAGCUACACCACUCCUUGUGUAAUGAAUGUUAGUAUAUAUGGGAACAAUCCAGAUCAAAACGAUGAACAACUUGAGAAGCAAAUAGAAGAAAAAGAGAAGAUAUUAGCGAAAAUGUUGAACUUAGAAUCUCUUAGUAUCAAGAGUCCUGAAAGCAAUGUCACCUACGAGGAACCAAUCUACAAGCCAAUAGAGACAAAAGAAAGUAAAUUUAUGGUCAAAGAUGUCACCAAAACAAUAGACGAUAAAAAUGAAAUACUGGAUACUAACAAGCCCAUAGAUAAAAAAUUAACACAGAUUAAAAAAGUCGAUAUGAAAUCGGAAAAACCAAUGAGUAAAGUCGACAAAAUAACAGAUUUGGUUCCAAAACUAAUGCAGAUGCCCAAUAAUUGGAAUUUAGAGAGUAUUGAGCUAAGAUUAGAAAUGAAAAAUGGAGUUAAAGACGGCUUAAAUUUGCUCUCUCCUGACGACCAUUUAGAUAGCGAAUGGGAGGUAAUUUAGAAUUUGCUAUUAAUUUGAAAUCACAUAUAACGGAAACGAUUAUGACAAGAUUAGACACGAGUGUUGCUAUCGCAAUUAUAAUUUCUAGAUCUUAUGAUUUUUAAUAACUUUAAAUUUAUUGACUAAAUAUAUGAAAUAGUUUUUUUAUAUGUUAAUGCUUGUUUUAAAUUGUGUUAUGAUUAUUAAAAAUUAAAAACAAAAUAUAUAAAUUCACUUAGUUAUAGCACGAGGUUAAAAUAUAUACAGACUGCACAAAAUAAUUUCUGAAAUAUAUUGUGUCAUGACCAAGUAAUCCAAAUAAUAAAGUAAUUGGCGUAAUAUUUACAAUGUAUAAAUUAUAGAAGUAUUCAUAGUUAAUUAAACCUUAUCAUCACACGCGUACGUUUAUGUAUUGUACGCCAGUAAUUUUAUAUGACGCAAACGAAGGUGCAUUUAUAAGAGGCUCUUAAAAAUAAGCCACAAGUAAUAAUAGUUAGUGGGUAAAAAAAGGAACAAAUUUUCGAACAUUAUUUGAAGUAUCGUUCAUUUCCAACCUCAUUAAAACUGUUACGUUAUACUCACAUUAGUAUUAUAAUCAAGAAAGCUUUUCGAAAAACAACGAAAAGUGGCAACACAGUGUAGGAGGCACCGCUAGAAUGCAAUGUAAAAAUAAACUUGACAGCCUGCUUAUAAUUAAAACUAACAGUUUAUUCCAGAAGUGUUUAGAUAUUACAAUUAAUUGUAGUUAAAAUAAAAAUAUUCCCGAUUGUUAUUUUGAGUAUUGACAUAUUUGAAUGUCAAUUGUCAGAAU